Molecule: messenger RNA, 6729 nt
Organism: Knipowitschia caucasica
Lineage: Eukaryota; Metazoa; Chordata; Actinopteri; Gobiiformes; Gobiidae
Source: the annotation of a GenBank genome assembly
AUGCACAGCACCACAUGGGUCGAAGGGGAGGACCAGGACGUCUAUGAGGUCGAGUCCCGGGUACCCCUGCCCCGGCCGUUCCCCUUGUGUAGCACUUUAAAUGAGAAAAAUUCAGUGGUUGUACAAACCAAGAUCUCUCACGUCAACCACCGGACAAAUGGCCAUCUUCUUAAAGUUAUCUCCAAAAUUUCCCUCCCCACUCCACCUUACACACUGGAGCAUGCGAAGCUGACGCAGACGGAGCUGAUGCGGGAGUCGUUCAGACACAACCAGGAGAUGAGUGACCUGCUGCAGCGGCAGGACGAGCUGCAGGAGCGGCUCUCCGAGGAGGCGCGAGCACGAGAACAACUGGCUCUGGAGCUGCACCGAGCAGAGGGUGUGAUCGAUGGCUACACGGGGGAACGGGCCGCGCUGGAGGAGCAGCUGCGUCAGAAAGAGGAGCUGCAGCUGACCUUGGAGCAGGAGCUGGAGGUGACCGGCUCCCGUCUGCAAGAGCUGGAGCAAGAGAGACUUCAGAUGCUGGAGGAGAGAGAGCUGUUGUCACGGCAACAGGAUGCCAUGAGGGAGGAGGCGGGGCCCCGAGAGCUACGCCUAGUUGAAGCUGCAAUGGUUGCAGCUCCAGAAGCAGACCUUCUGGAGGAGACGGAGAAGCUGAUGCAGGAGAAGGUGGAGGUGCAGCGUCAGGCGGAGAAGCAGAGCGCAGACCUCCUGAAGCAGGUGAAGCUGCUGGAGGUGGAGCUGGAGGAGCAGGUGACCCGCGUCAUGGAGAUGGAGCACUCCCAGACCAACGAGACCGAAGACCUGCAGCAACAGGUCUACGCUCUGGAGAAACAGCUCGACAAGAACAGGAGGUUUCUGGAUGAACAAGCUGUGGACAGGGAGCACGAGAGAGACUUCUUCCAGACAGAGAUUCAGAAGCUGGAGGAUCAGCUGAAGUCGUCCCAGAGGCCUCAGUCUGGCUCUGAGCAAAGAAACCUGGAGGUGGAGCGGCUGAGCUCACAGCUCAAGGAGAAGACGGACUGCUGCAGUGAGCUGCUGCUGAGCUCGGAGCAGCUGCAGCGAGAGCUGGGGGAGCGCGGCGAGGAGAUUGACAAACUGGAGAGCCGCAUCCGCGAGCUGGAGCAGGCCCUGCUGGCCAGCGCGGAAUCCCUGGAGACUGAACAAAAUAAGCAGCAUGCGUCCAUCACAGAAGCCAAGCACCCGAGUCUGGAGACUCAGCUCCAAUCUGAGAGAGAGGCUUUGGAGAGAAAAGAAAAAGAGAUCUGUAAUCUGGAGGAACAGCUGGAGCAGUUCAAAGAGGAGCUGGAGAACAAGGGUGAAGAGCUUCAGCAGCUUCAGAUGCAGCUGGAGAUUCAGAGAAAAGAGAUCGACAGCCAACAACAAGACCUGGACACCCGGGACAGUCUACUGCAGGUGGUGGAGGAGAAGGACAGGGAAAUAGCAGUUCUUAAUGAACAGAUCUCUAAACUUCAACACACGGACACUGCCUCUGAUAAUAAGGAAAUGGACGACAGGGGAGAGAAGGUCAGAGACUUGGAGUCCCAGGUGGAGUGCCUCCAAAGUGAACAGCAGCGUCUGAGAAGGGACCAUGAAGAGGAGACGGACCAACUCAACGCCGUCAUCGACAAACUGCAGCAAGAACUGGUCAAUAUCGAGCAGAAAACCACGGUGGAAGACGAUGAGGAAGAUAAGAGAAUACAAGACAGACCAACAACUGAGGAGUAUGAUGAAAUGAAGCAGAAAAUGGAUUCCGCCACCAAAGAACUAGUUACCGUCAAAUCUGAGCACGGUAAACUUUUCGGCACGUAUCUGCGUUUGAAAGAAAGCGCAGAAGCUUUAGCAGAGUCGGAAGAGGCGGGAAAUUCCGAGAGGGAGCUGGAAGAUGCUCUGAGGGAAAAGACCGCAGCUCUUGUGGUGAUGCAGGCCGAGGUGCAGGCGCUAGAGCAGAGCGCCACCUACAGAGUGGAGGAGAUGGACAGGCGAGUGCAUGAACUGGAGGCUUUAGUGAGAGAGAGAGACGCUGAGUUGAGUCGCUGUCGUGGACUGAUGGAGCAAAUGCAAAACUACGCAGACGGACUUCAAGACAAAGUUUAUAAAUUAGAGGCUAAUCUAAGGGACAAAGUGGCGGCGGCGCUGGUCAGCCAAGCCACACUCGAGGCCUUUCAACAGCAAUCCCCACAACCAAAACACGAGUCCACAGUCUAUGAUUUUGGUAGCUUCAACAUUCCUUGUUUGGACUUCAGUCAAUCUAGUCCGACUGGAGGAGGCCCCACAGGCAUCGUACGCCUGACAGAGAAGCUGCGGGAGCUGGAGGUGGGGCUGAGCUGGAUGCAGAGAGACCAGGAGCUCCAGAACCAGCUGCUGUCCAGUUCAGAGGAGGAUGUUCUAGAAUACGAGCGCAGACUGAGCGUCCUCAUGAACCUGCUCACUCAGAUGAAGAGCGGGGCCGCACGCAGACCUGCACCAUUGUUACAGACCUCUUCUUCUGCUGACCCACCGUCUGUGGAGGUCGAGGCGUCACUCACCAAAGAACAAGGAGAAAACUUCAAGGAGACCAUUAACCGCUUGCAGGAAGAGCUCACUGAGAAAGCUAAAGCAAUACAGAAACUAGAAGAACAACUUCAAAUGACGUCUUCAAACAGUGGUGAGGACGCCAGGUUCUCAAAGCUCCAACAAGAACUCAGAGAGGCUCAAAGUGACGCUUCUGUCGCCAAAGAAGAGCUGAGCAGCUGCAAGGACAGUCUGCACAAGUUACAAGUGCUGUUACAGGAGCGGGAGAUGACCAUAGCUCAACUCAAACAAGACCUUUCCCAAGCCGCUUCUAACCGCGGUGAGGAGACAAGGACCUCUGAGCUUCAGCAGCAGCUUCAAGAGGCUCAAAAGGAAGCUUCCGUCGCCAAAGAAGAGCUGAGCAGCUGCAGGGAGAGCGUGGACAAGCUCCAGGAUCUGCUCCAGGAGCGAGAAAUGACCAUCGCGCAACUGAAAGGAGAACUUUACCAAGUUAAAGUAAAUGAGGACGGAAACAGCUUUACAGAAGUUCUCGGGAAACUUGAGCAAACGACAAAAACAGCAGCCUCGACCAAAGACGAACUGGACAGCAUCAAACGGCAGAAUGACGACCUUCAGGAUGAACUUAAGUCUAGUGAGGCUCGCAUCUCCAAGCUGAAAGAGCAGCUCCAGGAGGCCAGGAACAACAUGGAAAACACCAAAGAAGCACUAAUCGGAUACAAAGAGGAAAACGAAAAGUUACAAGAUGAGGCCAGCGAGCGCGGAAGCUUCAUUUCAAGUCUCAAAGCGGAAUUAGAAGAAGCACGCACGGCUUUAAAACAAACCGAGAUCACGCCAUUGCCUUCGCCUUCGCCAUCUCCUUCACCCCAGCCGGCCUCGUCUGCUUCCUCCGUCUCUCAAUCUAAAAGGAAAGCGGUGAAACAGCCUGCUCCAAAAGGCAGCAGCGCCAAAGACAAACCCAAUCCCUCCCGGAAAAACUCCUCCUCAAGCCACUCAUCCCACAAGUCUCACAGUCCGAGGUCGAACGGCAGCACUGAGCAACACCCGGUCACCGACGCCUUCACGCAAACCGAGAAUCUGCAAGGUCUGGAUCGAAGCGCUUUCGAGUCUGCGGUGAAAGACGAGGUGGAGGAGGUGAUCGAGACGUUUCAGGAGAAGAUGGAGCAGAUGCAGGAACUCCACGCGGCCGAAAUCUUGGACAUGGAGUCGAGGCACAUUGCAGAAAGCGAGAAUCUGCGGCAUGACACGCAGCUGCUCGAGAACGAAUGCAAAGCGCUGAAGGCUGUCAUCGAGAAACUGCGAGCAAAUGAGGCCUCCUCGGUACGACGAGAGCAGUCGGCUUCUCAGUUCAAAGAUGGCUACACAAGUGACAGUAGUUCAGACUUCAGUCAGCGGACCGGAUAUGACCUUCCCAGUCUCCAACACGAGUUCCGGGCGACUCCAGAGGGAGCGAGGAGAGACAAUGACGAGACACUCCCAGACCGAAUCAAGACGUUGCUUCGGGAGGUCCAUCAGGAGGGCAUGCAGGUCCUGUCUCUGUCGGAGCUGCCCCCCCUGGAGUCCGAUCCCAGCGCUCACUUCAACGUUCAGGGCUGGAUGAAGGAGCGAGAGGCCCUGCUGUCCACGGUGCAGUCUCUGAAAGGCCUCAUCACCUCCAUGCAGACGCAAAGAGAGACACAGACGUGUGGCGGUGUGGACUGGCGCGGGCAGCUGCUGGAUGCAGUGCAGAAGGUUUUCCACAGCGAGAGAAGCGUCUUGAAAAACACCUUGUACAGUCAGCUGGAUUUACUGGACACCAGCGACGCCAUCGUCCACCUCAACCAGCUGGAGCAGCGCCUCUCCGAGCAGGAUGCUCAUCAGAGGGAAGCUCUUGAGUUUCUGCACAGCACCGACCGCUCCAGUCUCCUCUCAGAAAUCCAUCAGCUGCGAUGUCAAAUGGAGGAGCUUCAACAAGGUGGUGGUUCUGGGGCCCUGUUGAGUUCUGAGUUCAGCCUGACUGAGCGUGCGGAGGUGGGGAUGGAGGCGGUGGGGAUGGACCGGCUGCUGCUGGAGGACCUGAAAAUUGAACUGUCUCAAACUAAACUGGAAUUGGAGACGACGCUGAAGACGCAGCACAAACACAUCAAAGAACUGGACACUCUGAGGGCGGAGGUGACUCAAAAGGCCUCAGAGGUGGACGCUCUGAGUGACCAGCUGAUCGAGGAGAAGAAGAGGAGCCGCGAGCUGCAGUGGAGCAUGGAGAAGGAGCGCUGUCGGACCGGGAGGAGUGAGGAGAGCCAACGAGAGGAGCUGGAGGACGUGCAGUUGGAGCUGGAGGAGCAGAAAGCCCUCCUGUCUCAGCUCAACACGGAGCUCCAGCAGCAGCGACAGACGUCACAGCAGGAGGAGCAGGAGCGCCUCAGCCUCCACCACCGCCUCCAGGAGCUCCAGGUGCAGCUGGACUCAGAGCGAGCCAAAGCCCAGGAGAUGAGCUCCGCCCUGGGCCGCGAGAGGCAGCUCCGCAGGGCCGGCUCCUCAGAGGGUGGUCCUGGUACUGCUGAAGGAGGAGAAGGAGAAGUAGGAGGAGGAGGAGAGGGGCCUGAGGAGAAUCUGUUAGAGAGACUACAAACACAACUGGACGACAAACAUGCUCAGGUCGUUCAGCUCUUGGGUCAAAUUGAGGCACAGAAACUUGUGGCGGUGCGAAAAGACGAGGAGCUGGUUUUGGUGAAUCAGAGCUCGACCCGGGACCACCAGGCUCUGCUGGAGGCUCAGGCUCAACUGGAGAAACUCAGAACCCAAAUGCAACACAUGCAGGAGCAGCUGGACACAGAGGUGCAGAAGGGCAAGAGGCUGGAGGAGGAGUGGGGCAAACAGCAGAUGAGGCUGAAGAGAGGAGAAGACACCGGAGACGGACCUGUGCAAACUGAGGGUCAUGCUACUUUGUGGGAGACCUCGGACCGGACUAAGGACUGGGUGUUGCAGCAGAAGACCUCAAGUCUGGACCGGGCUGGACCUGCAUUGCAUCAUGGGCCAUGGCGCACGGUCGACAACAUCUUGGGAAAACUGCACCUGGUUUCUUCUAAGGUCCACAGCCUCUCGGACAAAGCUGCUGGGAGACCCACAGCAGAGGUCGACUCUGAGGAGCUUUCCUGGCUUCAGUCCAACAUCGAUGACGUCAUUUCACUUUUGAAGCAGUCUCCAGGUCUCCCUCCUCUCCCCGAGAGCUCGUCUUUAUCCGGCGGCUCCAGCUCCCUCACCGAGCGGCUGCUGCGACAGAACGCGGAGCUCACGGGGUUCGUCAGUCGUUUGACCGAAGAGAAGAACGAGCUGCGGAACCACACGCUGAGGCUGGAGGACGAGCUGCGGCGGCACCGGCACCACGGCGCCGCGGACACGAUCAGCAGCAGGAGAACGACCUCAAAACCCGACAGCUCCAGUUUGCUUCUGGCUCAGGAGCGUGAGGCCUGGACACGGGAGAGAGCCAGACUCGACAAAGCCCUACUUCAGGCUCAGAGCCAGUUAGCCCGGCUCAGGACUGAAGUACGGACCGAGACUCUGAGAGAACUCAGCGGACCGGAGGCUGACAACGCUGCACUAAAGAGGAUGUACGGGAGGUACUUGCGGUCGGAGAGUUUUCGUAAAGCUCUGGUGUAUCAGAAGAAGUAUCUGCUGCUGCUGCUCGGGGGCUUCCAGGAGUGUGAGGAGGCCACCCUGACGCUGCUGUCCCGGAUGGGAGGUCGCCCCGCUCUGUCCGGCCUCGACUCCUUCAGCCAGCGCAGGAAGGGGCUCACACGCUUCAGAUCUGCAGUGCGCGUCUCUAUCGCCCUCUCCAGAAUGCGGUUUCUUGUGAGGAGAUGGACCAAAGCGACUGGAAUGAGCGGCUCUCCGUCCUCCACAGCCAAUAAAAAUGGCUCGGGUCAAAGUCUAGGUACAGACGUGAGGGAUUCGCCGUAUCUACACCCGGGCAGCGUGGAAAUCUGCAGAGACAGAGACCGAGACAAAGGGGGCUCCAGCAGCAGAGGCCGAAGUGGACGAGAAUCUCCCAGAUCCUCCUCCGCUCAACACCGGUUGCACAUGUCCACGGAGCCGCUCACGUGUUCUCAUCUCCAAAGCUACGACCCGGACCGAGCGCUCACAGACUACAUCUCCAGACUGGAGGCUCUGCAGCGGCGGCUGGGGACCGUCACAUCAGGUGCUUCUUCUUCAUAUUCUCAAUUGCACUUUGGCUUAAGGAGGUAG